AUGACACGACUCAGACCAGCGAAUGCCUUCUGCCCCAGGAUAAAAGACGUUUCUUUGCAGCAUCGCUUCGCCUCCGCUGUGGAGCUUCCAUCUUUGGAGGUGGUCUCGACUGACCAGACGUUCCGCGAGCGCUUCACAUCGGAAGUGAUGGUGUCGGGAAAGUCCAUGUACAAGGUGCUGAACUUGCGAGGGCGCUGUUCGUGCCUCCUUGGCUGUGGGUCCCGUGCCUGGGCUCACAUGUCGAAGCUUGAAGAUAGGACCACCGCAUGCUGUCUGCAGCCGUUGACGUCUAUGGAGUCACGAGACAGUGACUCGUGGGAUGUCUGCGACGAAGGUUUGGUUAGCAAGCCUCACAAGUCCACCAGCGCAGACCUUAUCGAGUUAAACUGGCCCUGCAACAAUGGAGACGUUUGCACGGAGCCUGCACAAGAACAGCUUCAAAGUCCAUCCAGGCAGGAGCGCGGGCUGCAGGAGGGAACUUGCAAGCAGUCUAUGCACGUCGUCGUCACCGAUGCGGACCGCAAGCAACACUUUGUUCGUUGCACAUCCCGCGCCAGUGGCGUGUCCCGCGCGACCGGAAUCGAAUCAGUAGAUUCUGCAGGAGCGACGAGCAAGUCCGCCAGCGGCGCCAGCGAAACAGAGAGUGAACCAUAUGAUGGCUUCUUCGGAAGUUGGAGACGAAGCUUCAAAAAGGCAAUUUUUGGAACACCUUCGUCAAACACGAGCAAGAGCGCGCAAGAGACUGACCUUCUGCCGGAAGAGGACUUUGUAUUGAAUCUCUUGGAGUUGAGCCUGGCAGUCUGUGAUGCAAGUGCUGAGAUCUUGCAGGAGUUCGCAAGAAAAGCACAACAGGAUGGAAAGAAAAACUAUAAAAUGCUGAAGCGCCUCAUUCGGCUUGGCCGGACCACUGGCUUGAUUCUGGACUCAGGUGGUGGCACCGUCGCUGGAAGCAUAUCUUCCCAGUUGCCUAUGCCUGUGCGAGAUCUUGCCAAAGCUUUCAUGAAGGACGACAUGACCGAAGUCGAAUGGGUAGCCGGCGAGCAAGAACCUCCCAGCUGCUGUACCACGUUUGAGCUUUCAGAGACGGGGGCUAGUCCCAAAGAGGGAGACAGCAACCCCGACCCGAGUCAGCAGCCGCAAAGGCCGGCUUCUUUGAGGCAUAGCUCCAGUUCCGGCAGUGAAGCUGUGGCUGGACCUCCGCGGUCUCCAAGGCUUGGUCACUUGAACCACAGCUCAAGUGUCAGCAGUCAGGAUGGCACUUUGGGCCUCCCAGUCCCACGGUCUCCCAGGCCUGGCGGCUUGAAUCACAGCUCAAGUGUCAGUAGUUCCGACGGCACGCUUGGCCUGCCCAGGCCUGCUCACUUGCAGCACAGUUCCUCCACUGUGAGCAGCUCCGACGGAACCUUGGGCCUUCCCAGGCUGCUGGGACUGAACCACAGCACCUCGAACGUCAGCAACGCCAGUUGCAGGCAGGCGAUAAACCGCAGCUCAUCCAUGGGCAGCGAGAAGGGAGACACUGCGAGUGCAUUCUUACGGAGGCAGUUCGGCAGGAGGAGCAGCUCAAAUUGUAGUACUGGCAGUGUUGGUGGAGGUGGGCUUGGAGCGCUGCAAAGGCGACUGGGGUUGAUGGCCUCAGGCAGCUAUGUGCACAACGAGGAGGGCAUCAGACCGCUGGGCUUGUACCGUGGCACUUCCAACGCCAGUAGCGUGAUCGAAUCGGAAGGCAUGAGGAGGCUUCCUUUCAACCGGAGCUGUUCUAACUUCAGCAAUUUCAGCUGCACAUCCUUCGUGGACUUCAAUCGAAAGCACGGGCUCGGUGGCGUGGAGACGCCAUCCUUCCUCCAGUUCCUCGCCACGGUUCAUGAUGCAGGCAUAAUGGCUCAGCAAGGCAACCGCCCGCGGCGGUUGCAGAGCAUCCAGGAGAGAGAACUGGACGAAGCGUUCAGCAACAUCCAUGAAGUAGACGACAUGGAUGGGCACGACCGAAUGUCUUACCACUCAUCGCAAGAAAUGGGCAAGGCGUCGGUCUUUGAGAUGAUCACUGCAUCUGGAUCUGUGACUUUGUCUACGCGGUGCUUGAAGACCCAAGCUGCCUGGCAGCGCUCCCUUAUCGAGCAGCAGAGGUGCUUGCUGGGUCUCGUGUCGCGAAAGCUUCACAAAGCAGAAGAAAAGACUCGGGUUGACACGGCCGUCAGCGAAGAUCAGCGCGAGCUGUUGCGGAACUUCCGAAAGAUAGUUACGAAAGACAUGGAGGGUGAGGAAGCUGACCUUCAAGGACGUAAGGUAGUUGUCAUCGUCGUGGAGAUUUCCCCGGUUCUUCGAGCAGAAGUGGCGCAAUUGUGUCAGUUGCUGGAGUACCCGUGCACCACUUUUGGCAGCCUGAAAGCUGCAGCUGCUGAGAUCAGCAACAUCAUGGAGAGUGUUGGCGCAAAAGCCGCGGAAUCUCCAACUUUCUUGGUGUUACUGGGCACAGCAUGGCUAGAUCGCGACCUUCCUGUUCAAAUGAAGCAGGACUCUGUGUACGUGACACUCGCGAGCCAAACGGAGGAGCUGGAAACGGUCGGAAGUGAGCUUUGUGCUUCCAGUGACGACCAAAUUCGCCUCCUGCUGAAGGAACGAGGCAUCCGGGAGUAUUUGCUACACCCACUAUCGCUGGAAGACGUCCGACGCACAGCGGAAGCUGCUUUGCAGCGACGAUGGGCCGAGGAGUUCCUGGUCUGCGAGACUCUGGGCAGAGGGUCUUCUGGAGUGGUGCAUCGAGUGAAACGCCUCCGAGAUGGGCGAAUGUUCGCCAUGAAGGAGGUGCCGACUCGGCUUCUUCGUGAGAAGGAUCGUCAAAGCCUGCUACAAGAGGUGGCCCUGAUGCAGAAACUUGCUUGGCCAACGAUCGUUUCCUUGACUACAGCUUGGGAGAACAGGCAGCAGCGUUUGCACUAUAUGGUAAUGCCGUUUAUGGAAGGUGGGUCUUUGAAGAGCCGCAUCUCUCAAGCCCUUCUGCCUGAUGCAGAAGGCAUGGACCCUCUGACACGAAGCACCUCGAGCUUCAGCAUACGUGAGAAGCACUUGGGAGCCUGGUAUCUGCAAUGCCUUCAUGGUAUGGCCUACCUGCAUUUGCAGGGAGUGUUGCACAGAGACAUCAAGCCGGACAACUUGCUCCUUGGGCAAGGAGGCGUCUGCCUUCAGAUCUGUGAUUUUGGCAGUGCCAUGCGUCUGCCUGGCAAGGGGCCUCAUCCCCGCAAGGACGCAUCUGUGGAGGCUCCCAUCACCACUCCUCUGUACUCUGCCCCUGAGGUGGCAAAGUGGCAUCGCACCUCUGCGGCUUCGGACAUGUGGUCGGUGGGUGCCACCUUCUAUGAGGCAAUCACUUUGCAAACAUUGGCUCCUCCGCGCUUCGGUGGGCCGCAGGAGCUUGGCUCCUGGCUUGCAAGCCUUGCGGACUCUCUAUCGGUGCAGAGCAUCAGCACAGUCGCCACAGGAUCUCCUUCCAGCUCCGGUGAAGUGCCAUCAGACGAGUUGCGCAAAGCGCUGGAGGCGCUGGAGCUCACCGCAGGAAUUGCGACAGACUACGACUUUCGAGAACAAGGCAAACUGGAGGAGAUUAUCUGCGUACCUUUCGACCAGCGGCCCUGUGCAGCUGCAAUUCUCGCAGAAAGAGGGAAUCUAUCCAUGCUGCGAUCCUCGUUAGUUGUCUCAAAGUCAACUAGCAGCGACGUGCAGACUCACUUGAAGGAGACGAACAGGAUGCUGAGAAAGUCGUGUCCAUUGGCUUGCAACCGCUUGACACAGAAAGUAGGUCUUGGAGUUCUGGUUUCCCGCGCUGGAAGCUUCUCCUUGUCAGAUGCAGGCUACGCUUUGAGCCCCAUCAGUGCACGCUUGAAGCUGGCUCAUGUACCAAGCGAUCAGACGAUGUGUUUUCGCCUCGAAGUUGCGACUCAGGAGGUGAUAGAGCUGUCCAUCCUCCGUUCGCAAGUGGCGCACUCCUUGCUCCUUUGGGCAAGUGCAGCCGCUUCUGCCUCGGCGCUGUAUCGCAUAAUGGUCUCGCGGGAGGAGGAAGAGCUAGUGCACAAGGAUGUCAAAGCUUCGCUGGAAGAGUAUGGCAGCCUGUACGAGGAGAUACUGAAGCACAGGAUGCAGUUGCCAGCGCAAGAUGCGCAGCCUCUCCCGCAGAAGCUGCAGCGCUUCCAGCACCUGGAGGAUGCACUGUCCGUGCGCCUUCUGGCACGCCAGCAAUUGCUCGUCCACAGCAAGGUAGACAGCCUGGGCGUUUCGUUGGACAUGCUCAGAGAGGGCGGCACUUCGAGUAGCGAGCAGAUGUCGCGUGAUGGCCAUGGCGGCCAUGAGGAUUCCAAGCUGGAGGCCGUGGAUUUGCCACAGCGACUGAAGUUUGAGCUAGCCACUGGCAAGAUGUCCGUGGACCUGGUGGAUGACCGUUUCGACGAGGCUCAGCAACAGAGACGACAGCUGUUGAGCUUAUCCCUCCAUGAAGCAAGCUGGGCGGUUGAUAUCGACAUGCUCACGGACAGCGUCGGAAAAGACGCCUUCGAGUGGCGCGUGGAAGGAAAGCUGAAGACGUUUUGCGGCUCUAGCAGCAUGCAAGAGCGGCCGCGCACAAGCAAUUGA
This is a messenger RNA of Symbiodinium sp. CCMP2592, 4620 nucleotides long. Lineage: Eukaryota; Dinophyceae; Suessiales; Symbiodiniaceae. The record is from the annotation of a GenBank genome assembly.